Molecule: messenger RNA, 1803 nt
Organism: Talaromyces rugulosus
Lineage: Eukaryota; Fungi; Ascomycota; Eurotiomycetes; Eurotiales; Trichocomaceae
Exons: 7
Coding region: 1-1803 (600 amino acids)
Source: RefSeq, a predicted model, not a curated record
AUGGGGUUUGCAUCCAAGAUCGCCAACAGCCAGCCUCCAGGCGGUGCUGCUCCCCCAGCAGGAGGAGGACAGGCUGUCUACUCUGGGGCUCCUCCAACGGGCUAUACAGGAGGGCCUCCUCCAGCGCAAGGCGGACCGCCGCAGCAGCAGCAGUACCAGGCGUACAACCCAGCUCAGCCACAAGGGCAGCAGGCAUACCCACCUGCUGCUCAACCCAGCGGUCCCGCGCAGUACCCAGGCCAGCAGCCUCCGUACCCGACGUCAUCCCCGCAACCGCCGUAUCCCCCAUACAACACUGCGUCGCCUCAACCACCUGGUGCUCACUAUCCAGGCUCGUCGCCGCAGCCUCCUCCAGGCCAGGGAUACCAGCAGCCUGCUUAUGGUCAACAACCGCAACAACAAUCGUACUCGAGGGCCGCCCCUCCUCCGCCGCAGCAGCAGCAGCAAUAUGGUGCUGCCCCGCCCCAGCCCUAUGGACAGGCCCCUCCGCAAGCUGGCUACCCCAACGCUCCCCCACAGGGAUACCCGCCUCAAGGUGCUCCAGCAGGAAACUAUGGACAACCACCACCAGGAGGCCAGGGAUAUGGUGGAGCUUAUGGCGGUGCGCCUCCUCAAGGAGGUGCUGGUCUUCGAGCAACUCCUCAACAAUUGUCGAGCUACAAGCAGCUCUUGAUUGGAACUAUCCAGGAAAAGCAGUUGCAGGCAUUUUACCCACCCGAGAGACUGGAGAGCCUUGUCCGAAACCUGGAAACCGCUCCAGAUAAGAUCCAGCAACUCAUGAAGGAGUGGAACGUCGGCCAGGAGGUGGCCAUGGAUGUUCUCAAGCUGGCGUUGUUCGAUACCGUCAUCUACGUGGACGACAGUGGUUCUAUCCAGUUCGAAGAAGACGGGGCCCGCCUGUCCCAGCUAAGACACUAUUUGGGUUUGAUUGCCACUGCUGCGUCCAAAUUCGACCAAGACGGCGUCAACAUUCGUUUCAUGAACUCGGAAGAACGGGGCGAUCAUAUUCGCAGCAAAGAAGAGGCAGAGGCGCUUGUGUCUCGCGUGCGCUUCUCUGGCCUGACUCCCAUGGGAACCAGUCUUCGACAGAAAGUGCUCGACCCGAUGGUGAUUGGGCCAGCCCGUGCUGGUCGUCUUGAUAAGCCCGUGCUUGUGAUUACAAUUACAGAUGGACAGCCUGCCGGUGAGCCCCACGGUGCUGUGGCAGAUGGCAUUCGCUCUGCUAUCGACGAACUGUCGCGCAGCCGCUACGGCCGUGGUGGUGUCUCCUUCCAGUUCGCCCAAGUCGGCACAGAUUUGCACGCCCGGCAGUUCCUGGCGAAACUGGAUGAAGACCCUACCAUCGGUAACUUUAUCGACUGCACUUCGAAUUUCGAGGUCGAACAAGACGAGAUGUCGAGGGCCAACCCGCCAGUCCACCUCACUCGUGAACUUUGGAUUGCCAAGGUCAUGCUAGGUGCGAUCGACUCGUCCUACGAUACCAAAGAUGAAAAGGCUGCUGGAGCUGGAAGACCUCCACCACCGCCGGCUGGUGGCCAGUACGGCGGCGGCUAUAACCAACAACCAGGCGGCUAUCCUCCUCAACAGUCGCAAGGCUACGGACAGCAGCCCGGCUAUGGCGCGCCGCCUCAGCCAGGCUACGGACAACCACCACAAGGAUAUGGCCAGCAGCCUCAGUACGGAUACGGCCAACCCCCGUCGCAAGGACAGGCACCACCGUAUGGACAGCCGCCGCCACAACAGCAGGGUGGCUACCCCCCUCAGCAGGGAUACGGCCAGCCUCCUCCUCCGCGCCGAUACUAG